AUGUCAGGUUUCCCAUCUCUCCAGCCCGCUUUCACAGUCCGCGUCGACAUCGAUGCGCCGAUGCAAGUUGGAGGCCAGCAUGGCGCGCAGCUGGUCAUCGUUCCAAUGGUUUCCGGUACGGUGAAGAGUGAAGAGGGCUUUGAGCCGAAGUUGGAUGGAGAACUACAUGGUGUUGGCUACGACUACAUUCACAAUGAUGCCGACGGCGGAAACAUGCGCUUGGACGUGAGGAGUCAAGUCAAGAACCACGACGGCACAGUUCUGGCGAUGUAUUACAAAGGUACUGUGAAGCUCACGCAGGGAGUCGGCAAAGUGCUGUCUGGUGCUCCCGAUGCUAAGACAACUGACUAUGGCGAUUCAUUUGUCAACUUCUCUUUCGAGACGGGAAAUGAGAAAUACAAGGAACUUCAGAAUGGAACCUAUGUUGCCGCGGGCCAUUUCGUAACGGGUGAAGGCAAGCCGGGCGUUGUGGUGGAGUACAAGGUCAGUAAGGUUGUGUACAACGUCAGCCAGGGCAAAAUGUAG
Messenger RNA from Alternaria alternata, 525 nucleotides. RefSeq lists its product as hypothetical. NCBI's taxonomy places the organism in Eukaryota, Fungi, Ascomycota, Dothideomycetes, Pleosporales, Pleosporaceae. Gene Ontology annotation, biological process: nucleolar large rRNA transcription by RNA polymerase I. The transcript is spliced from 2 exons. Bases 1 to 525 code for a protein of 174 amino acids. Gene Ontology annotation, cellular component: RNA polymerase I core factor complex. The record is from RefSeq and is a predicted model, not a curated record. Gene Ontology annotation, molecular function: RNA polymerase I general transcription initiation factor binding; RNA polymerase I transcription regulatory region sequence-specific DNA binding.